AUGGCUGCACCUAAACCUCCCUAUGACCCGGUGAAAACGGUGGAAGGCAUGUUUAACGGUUCAGUGACUCGCAUCGCCUAUGCCAUGAAAGACCCUUUGAACUAUGCGCAGUCCACAAAAGCCGUUCUCGCCGAGACUGCGAAGAAGUUCCAAGAUGCGCUCGACGACUGUGAGAUCCAGAUCCUCGAGGCAAAGUGGUACCUCGAGCAUCAGUUGGCUUUGAACAAGGCGCGACGCGAAGCGAAAGCCAGAGAAGACAGCGCGGCGCAUGCGAAAAGGAAACACGAGGAAAUCAAAGACGAACAAGAAAAGACUGUCGAGUCCGAGAGGGAAAAUGCACCGAAACGCGUUAAGACGGCAGAGCCUGAGGAAUCCGUACAGACGCAACGACCCCCACAACCGCCUUUGCAACCACAGCCUCCUGUUGCUCUCGCGAACGCAACUAACAGCACGAACACGAGCAAAGCCGUUCCGAAGACAGGAGAGAAGCCGAGGGUUUCUGUUACCACGGACGUCAAGACAUCACAACCUACCCCAGCGCCUCCCUCCAAACCACAGGCUAAGCUGGCUCGGCCCACACAGAUACCUGAGAGUACUGUUGCACCGAUCACGGCUGAAGAGCAUCCUAAGAUGACGCCACAAGAUAUGUCAGCCGGAGGCAAUGAGGACUUCAACUUCGUUUCCAUGUUUGGUGAGGCCUCAGGCGACAACCUGGACGGCGCAGGGAACGGCAUGAACUUCGAUCUCAACCUCGGCAACGGUUUCGACGCCGAGGCGGCUGCCCACAACCUCAACGUGCAUGAUUCAUCAUUGAACUCCCUCCUCCCUGGCCUGGAAUCUUAUGCCAACCAGGCGGGUGACGACAACAGUUUCAACAUGGGCGGCAAUGUCGAUAUGAGCACUGGCGGAGGAGCCGACAUGGGAGCAGGCAUGACCACUGAUAACAACGUCCAACAGCAGAUCAAUAUCAACGAUUUCAGUCUCCCCUCACUGGGACCGAACGAGUUUGACGAUCUACUCAAUUCCAACGACAUGAAUUUCGACGGAUCCCUUGACCUAAACGAUGAUGGAAUGAUGAACAUGGAGAAUAUGGAUAUGGAUUUUGACAGUAUGUUCAAAUAA
This is a messenger RNA of Capronia epimyces CBS 606.96, 1122 nucleotides long. RefSeq lists its product as uncharacterized. Lineage: Eukaryota; Fungi; Ascomycota; Eurotiomycetes; Chaetothyriales; Herpotrichiellaceae. The transcript has a single exon. The record is from RefSeq and is a predicted model, not a curated record. The coding region runs from base 1 to 1122 and encodes 373 amino acids.